Messenger RNA from Diospyros lotus (date-plum), 1278 nucleotides. Its product is annotated as nuclear transport factor 2-like. NCBI's taxonomy places the organism in Eukaryota, Viridiplantae, Streptophyta, Magnoliopsida, Ericales, Ebenaceae. The transcript has 8 exons. The record is from RefSeq and is a predicted model, not a curated record. Bases 1 to 1278 code for a protein of 425 amino acids. Gene Ontology annotation, cellular component: ribonucleoprotein complex; cytosol. Gene Ontology annotation, molecular function: mRNA binding.
AUGGCAAUGAAGACCGAGGCUUCUUCCCCUCCUCCGUGUGCUCGCUCACAGUACGUAGCCGAUGCCUUCACGCGUCAGUAUUACAGUGUGCUUUUCACUAAUCCCGAUAUUGGCCACAAAUUUUAUGGCGACUCAAGUGUGCUAAGCUGGCCUGGCCCAGAUGGUUCAUUGACAACAGUGACAACCAUGCAAGGCAUUAGAGAUACCAUUUCGUCCUUCGACUGCAAGAGCUACACAACAGAGAUAGAAAGUGUAGAAGCCCAAGAUUCUUUCAAGGAAGGGGUCUUAGUUUUCGUGAAAGGUUGCCUGAUAGGGACGGGCAAUGUGAAACGGAGCUUCAUCCAGACUUUCUUUCUGGUUCCACAAGCUAAAGGCUAUUAUGUUUUGAACGAUAUAUUUAGGUUUGUGAAUAUACAUGAACCGGUAAGAACUUCAGAUGAUAAGGAGAAUGUUACUAGCUCUCCUUCUACACCUAAUCAAGAGUCUGGUGAUGCUCCUAUUCCACCCGAAGAUGGAAAAUCUCUAGCUGGGAAGGUCACUAAUAAAAAUCGUAAAGCCAAAGGAUCAAAUUCAUCUGAUGCGGAGGUUUCCAAUAUCACUAAAGACGUGAUUGCUAGCAAAGAACCACUUGGUUCACAUGAGAAAGAUGGAAACACUAAUGCUGAGGUCCUUGCAAAUGUGAGAGUGUCGUACGCUUCUAUAGUGAAGGAUAAAGUGAAAAUGUCAUAUGCUUCAAUAGUGGCAAGGGAAAGUAGAGUGACUUCUCUACCACAGACAUCUCCUAGGACUGUUGCUGCUAUAGCUUCAGUCAAUAGUCAACAACGGGUGGCUCAAGCACCAAAAUCAUCAAACCUUCACGGGAAAUAUGCCCCACAAAGUGAAGCUAUAUAUGUAGGGAAUUUGCCAUCAAAUGUAUCGGCCAAACAAGUUCAUACAAUUUUUAAGGUAUUCGGGCCCAUUAAAAAAGAAGGCGUUCAUAUAAAAAUCUGCGAGGAUGGGUUCUGUUAUGCAUUCGUGGACUUUGAAUCCUUGGAAUCUGCACACGCUGCAAUUCAGGCUCGUAGUAUGAGGAUUGGAUCAAAAGAAUCUUGCAUUGCAGAGAGAAGAGCUGGUCGAGGUCGAGGCAGGGUGGCGUCUGAAAAGGGUGAGCUCCACAAUGAGGACAACAGGACCAGUCCUGGAGGGCCUACCAGACGCAGUGGUGAAGCUUAUGGGAGAGGCUACCAGAACGUGGCUACAAGAGGAGGCAGUUCAAGUGGGGGGAAGUUCACUAGAUAG